CCGCCUUAGAUCGCAAACUCAAUGUGAUAGGCAGUGAGUUAAAGCAACGAUGUUGUUUGGUGAUACUAAUCCUCCUCCGUAUUGUUUCUGUGGGGUGAAAGGCCGACAUGAUUUGCACCACGGAAGAACCCGUGUACAAGAACUAGGCGAAACCAAGAAAGUCAAAGCAUUAACACCGCGGCUCAGUCGAAGAAGCACAUGACUUGCAAAACGAGCGCGCCCUAUUAUUCGUAAAGGCGUGUUCUUGGGCUGAACCGGACCAAUCUCCAUCAGUGUUCUAUCCAACUGUUUCCUGAAUGCAUGAAGGGGGUUGAACCAAGAGUGCAAUAUGGCGAGAAUGGUCAACGAAAACGGGUGCGGGGACGAUUUAAAGACCACAGCGUUAAAAGAACCAGGUUGUGGUUCGGUGAGGGGGGGUCCUCAACACGCAGGUGCUAAGGAACUUGCGAAUUUGUAUUCUCCAGGAAAAAGAUGUCAAGAGUGGAUAUCUGUGGUCCUUUGCUUCUCGUUAAUGGCUUUCAACCUCUUUCACCUUCUUGCUAACUUCCACCUGGAUCAUAUUUGGUAUAUCCUUCUGUGCAUCGUGGCUGGAAUAUUGACUGCAGACUUUGCCUCUGGCCUAGUCCACUGGGGUGCUGACAGCUGGGGAUCCGUGGAGCUUCCUGUCUUUGGAAAGGCCUUCAUCAGACCAUUCAGAGAGCAUCACAUUGACCCCACAGCCAUCACCCGUCAUGACUUCAUUGAGACCAAUGGAGACAACUGUAUGCUGACCUUGAUACCAUUAGCAUACAUGGCCUUCAACUUCCUCACCCACUCGCCUGCUGAGGUCUAUCACAACUACCUUUGGAACUGCUAUGUGAUGGCAGUGGCCAUCUUCGUUACCCUGACCAAUCAAAUACACAAGUGGUCGCACACCUACUUUGGGCUUCCGAGCUUGGUGGUCUUUCUACAGGACUGCCACAUCAUCCUGCCCCGCAAGCACCAUCGUAUUCAUCACGUGGCACCCCAUGAGAUGUACUUCUGCAUCACUACAGGCUGGUUGAAUUAUCCCCUGGAGAAGCUGGGUUUCUGGUCUAAGCUUGAGGAUCUGAUCCAGAGUUUGACGGGGGAGAAGCCCAGAUCUGACGACAUGAAAUGGGCCCACAAAACCUAGUAACCAUACAGGCUGGCUGUAACCUCCGAAGUAACCAGUUUCUUUUUUUCCCAGACUUAAUCAAUAGCUUACACAAACCUAACCAAUGGUUUGAUUUCAGAGAUGCCAUACAGCUUUAAAUCUUGCACACUUCGUCUGGUUCUAUCCGUAACAUUCUUUUUAACCUUCUGUGGAAAUCUGAGCUGAUCCUCAUUUAACUUUAUAUUUCAGAUGAGAUAUCUUUAGGUUGAGAGAACCAGGUGUAACACUGAAGCCAUUGUCCCUUUUAAAGGGAAGGUAGAAUAUUUUUGAAUGGUCAUCCUUUUCCGAAAGUUGAAAAGUUAGAAAAGCUGCUCAAAUAUUUCAGAUACAGUUGCAUUUACUGUUUUUGAUCACAAGUCAUCUCACUGGGCAUAGACCCUGACAUUUCUUUAAAUAUUUUUCACUUUAUAGAGCUGGCUUAGGUUGUCUGCAUCUAAUCAUUUUACUUGGAUAGACAUGGCAGUCUUGUGCACUAUUUAAAAAACAUAAAAAUAAAAAAUAAAAAAAGUAUUAGCCUUAACACUGACAGAUGCAGUAGUCUGUACUGCAUUUAAUUUCAGUCUAUUUGCAGAACUAGAGUAUUGUGCAAUGGUCCUGUGGUGGUUCUUUCCAACCAGGGUUUUCUGUCUAAAAACAUUUAUUCUCAAGUAAUUAGCCAAUAUGAUUUACACACCACAUGCCUUGUUUUCUAACUUUACAGUUGGAAACAAAGUUUACACAUAAGUAGUAAAAAAAAUAAAUAAUAAUAACAUUUUAGUGAUAUUGGCAGUGUUGCUGCCACGUAAUCAUGGUUUAUUACCAACACCACCACCAACAUGCAGCCUGGUUGUGUGCCUAUUAAUCACUAAUUUUGAAAUGAUUUUCUCCAUAUAUAUGCAAAUAGUUCCGCUUCUGAUUUAAAAGGAAUAUCGCAGAUCCUGAAUGUCUUCAGUGAUCCACUGCUCUCUAAUUUAACUUUUUUUAUUUUUAUUUCCAGAAGGUGUGUCGCACUGACUUACAGUACCAGUCUAAAGCUUGGUCACCUCAUUCAAGGGUAUUUAAUUAGUUUUCUAUUUUCCACAUUGUACAAUAAUAGUGAAGACAUGAAAGCUAUGAAAUGACACAUGGAAUCAUGUCGCAAGUGUGUGCAAAGUGGUCAUCAAGGCAAUGGGUGGCUCUAAUAUGCAUUUGAUUAUUGGGUUACUACAUGAUUCCAUAUGUGUUAUGUCAUAGUUUUGAUGUCUUCACUAUUAUUCUACAAUGUGGGAAAU
Molecule: messenger RNA, 2424 nt
Organism: Esox lucius (northern pike)
Lineage: Eukaryota; Metazoa; Chordata; Actinopteri; Esociformes; Esocidae
Gene: peds1b
Product: transmembrane protein 189
Exons: 6
Coding region: 329-1153 (274 amino acids)
Biological process (GO): protein K63-linked ubiquitination; DNA damage tolerance
Cellular component (GO): nucleus
Molecular function (GO): oxidoreductase activity
Source: RefSeq, a predicted model, not a curated record